CCCAGAUACAGGCACUUCAUGUAUCCCUAACUCCCUUCGCACCCGCAAUAUCCGUGAAACUUCUUCCCUACCUGGCUUUCGUUUUGCUUACCGCAUCCUUCUUAUUGGCCUUUUAUUUUACUACUAUACCCAAGGAUCUGCUGACUUUUCGAGAGAUUACUGUCGCAUUAUGGGCAAGCAUCUUGGCUGGUUUUGGUGUCAUUGCACUGUUUUCCAGCGCUGGAGUCUAUGUAUGACUUGGAACAACGUUCAUUGUGUUCGCGAAUGCUAGUUAUUGAUUUUCCAUUUGAAAUUACAUUUGGUACACUGGAAUACCCUCAGCAGACAUCCCAAACAUAAUGCAGGAGGCUACCCACCGUGUAGGAAAUAGUUGCGCCUUCGUCUGCCGAACGAGUCU
This is a messenger RNA of Cantharellus anzutake, 397 nucleotides long. RefSeq lists its product as uncharacterized. Gene Ontology annotation, biological process: protein N-linked glycosylation. Lineage: Eukaryota; Fungi; Basidiomycota; Agaricomycetes; Cantharellales; Hydnaceae. The transcript is spliced from 3 exons. The annotation marks the transcript as partial. The record is from RefSeq and is a predicted model, not a curated record.